AGGCAAGAGAUGUUGUCAGGUUUUUCGGCGAUGAAUGCAGCGGCUGUGCUCAUCGUCGUCCUCGUUCUACCUUGGCAAUGCCAAGCGAGGCGCAUACAGGACGGCAGCCGCCUGGUGUUCGCCGGUACGCACUGCACCGAUGCACUGUCGACCACUCAUCCACAUGAGAAGUGGCUGCACUCCCAGAUACACAUGGAUGCAUUUCUGUCAUGCGAUGCAGAUGGCACAACGGAUAACUUUGAUGCGUCCAUCACCAACAUAUCGUCAAUCCACGGCGGCAUCAGGCUCAUCCACCACGACACACGGCCCAUCGCCAGCACACAUGAGGGCCCAUCCCUCUGGUCUUUCGGGCGAGAUGCGGAGGAGUGCGAGAGGCAGAGCUGUGAAGACGCAUCCUGUCCGCUGACGGGCGACGAGUGGGGGUCCUCGUUCGUCCAGCAGCCGAAAGGGGAGGAAACGUCCAAAAAGAUCAUCCUGGCAAUCGAGCUGUGCCGACACGUACGUAUGAGUGGAUGGAUGGAGUCCGUCAUUCGUAUGUCUGUGUUGGCUGUGUGGUUUUCGUUGCCUGUCCAUGCCUCAUAUCCACUCAGGGAGCCCGCGCGCCUUACACGUUUGCCACUCACUCUUUGAAGGAUGCUGAGAAGGACUGGAUCGGCGGUCGGCAAUACCUCAGCGAACUGGGUCAGAUCCAGCACUACAUCCUUGGGAGAAUCGUCAGGGAAAAGUACACAGCCCUGUAAGUGGGGGUGUGUAUGCCAGGAAGAUCGCCAACACGAAUGGGAAACAGAUACCAGGAGAAUGAAGCAAUGAAUGGUUGUGUGUUGUUCGUCCAUUCAGGGGUCUUCUGAGUCCAUCUUACGAGCCUGGAGAGGUGUUCGUCCGAGCCAGCAGCACAUGGCGGUCCAUGAUGAGCGCCAAUGCACAGAUGAGUGGCCUCUACCCAACAGGCUUCUAUGUCUUUGGUCCCAUGCACACAGCCUGCACUUACUCCUUUACGUGCCAUCCAUGUCUCGUUUCUCUCCCUGCCGGUGUGUCUAUUGUCGUCACUCACUUCAGGCAAAGGCAAGCGACUCAACCCUCUCCAGAAAGAGACGCUUCACACGGUGUACAGGACAGGAACUUCCCCAACCGGCAAGCGCAUCCGUGACGUGGUUGGCGCCGGACGCCACCGUGUGAGAGAGCUGCUGACCCCGCACUACCUGCGGAAGUUUGCCGAAGACACUGGCCUGGACCUGGAGGACGUCUUAAGCACCGAGGUCUUGCACCUGAACGUCGGCCAGGUACUAUGUCAAGCCGACGUUCAUGGUGUCUUGUGGAGAUGACUUGCUCCGCCCGAACACUGUCAGGGCGGAUCCGAGAAUGUGCCGGUGUUCUCUGCCGACAAGCUCAAUGACCACCUGAUCCUCGCGGUGGAACGUAAGCAGUAAGACCUCCGUCGUUCGUGUUUGCCUUUUAUAAGCCUCGGCUGGCCGUAUGUGCAGCAUUCGGUUGUGACGGCUAUGAGCAAGUGUGGCGGCAGCAGCACGGGUUUCCGAUGUUGUACAAGCCGAGUCCAGCUGCGCAGUUCUGUGAGUCGCAUUGAAAACGGAGUGAACACAAUGCCGAUCGGCUUACUUGCUGCUGUCUGAUGUCCGUCUGUGCCUUUCGAUGUGUGGACGAGAAGUCAUGGACGUCUAUGCUGGCAAGAUACGACGCACGAAAAAGUUUCUACCUCACCUCUUCAACAAGGCAAGCAAGGCACGGUCCUGCCUAUGGCGCAUCCACAUAGAUGCACUCUUCCAUCAGACCUUUACCGAGGUGAGCAACGAGCACCUUGCCGAGUCCAGGUCGCUGGAAGAACACUUCGGCCCCCCCACGGUAACUGACUGACUGACUUACCCUCAAACUGCCCUCACCAGUCAGUAGUUGUGUGUCCCUUUGUCCAGGUCAUACAGGAGUACUGUACAUUCGUCACGCCCUAUCUGCGGCUUUCCGACGUGGGCGACAUCUACGUAGCCUACAAGGCUGACGGCCGCAACCCUCCCUUCAAGAUAGAACCGGAGCUCAUCGAGUACGUGAAUGAGUGGCACAGGCCGACUGCACCGCACCCCACUGCUUACCCAUCUUUCUGUGUGCAUUCAGCGAAUGUCUGAACGCGAUCGACACGAAGGUGAUGGAUGGAUGGGUGGACAGAGGGGACGGUGCUUUGACGUGUCUCAUUUUGUGUGUGUCCUUGUUGUCCUUCCUUGGGCAGUUCACCUUCGCUUGGGAUGAUGAGGUCUGUCCACUCACUCAUUUCUGACAUCCGUCGAGCUGGGGAGAGACACCGGCCUAUGCGUCUCUCCAUUGUGUGUAGUUUUUCCCUCGUGUUGCGAGCAGCUUGCUCUUCGAGUUCAUCGUCGGCAUCUUUCGCGCACGAGCAUACACCCGCUGCGCGUCGUCCACCCGCUUAAUGGGAGAUCUUAAAGAAUUUCUUCACAGCCGGGUAAUAGAGAAGAACGAAAAGAACGAGAAGCAGCCUUUUCGACUAGAGGGAUAGGCACCCAUCGCAUCACCAAAUGCAGUGCACGCUUGUUGUGUGACGUGAUGUGUUCCUUUGCAGAGCGCCGCCCUCUCAGAGAUGGACCCGUAGGUCGUUUGGAGUGGCUUGGCUUACCCACAUCAAUACGACCGGCCUUCGCUGUGUGUGUAUAUGUCUGUGUGCUCUUUGUGUGUGGUCGGUCGGUGGUGUCUGUCAGCAACAAGGUGAAGUUCAUUCUUCUGUCUGGUCAUGAUGGCAACGUACUCUCGGCGCUCAGCGUCAUGGAUUUGGCCCGGGGGGAAGCUCCUCGCUGUGAGCGAAAUGGCUGCCCCCGUCUGCCCUCACAUGUCUCUCCCUCCCUCCCUGCCCCCAUCUCUGUUUCAGUUGCGGCAAGCCUCUUCUGGGAGCUCUGGGAGGUCAAGAGAGGCCAGGCCAUCCAACACGUCAUCAAGGUAGGUCUGACUGGCUCGGCUGUUUCGCCCAGCCGAGAUUAAUCGCCGGUCGUGUGGAUGGACAGUCGCGCUUCCUUGUCCUCUCUUCUUCUUCUGUCUUGCAUUUAAAUCUACCUGAAUGGUGAGAAGGUGUCGAUGUGCGGCAACCGCGACUGCACCCUGAAGGAAUUCGCCACCAAAAUAGAGUACGUCAGUGAGGCAGGCCACGUCAACUUCACUCAUUCCUACACGAACGAGUACAUGUGAUGUGGCUACACCUGUCUGUCUGUGUGUCUCCGCACAGGAACAAGAUGCGAAUUUGGCUUGACGGGGAGCAGCCGGCUCAUUUGAUGUACAACUGGUGGUGAGAAGAGAAUGUCAUUCAGACCACACCACACGAUUGCACAUCCAUGCACGCAAUCACCUCGACGCCUUGUCGCCAUGCCGCCAAUCCCGUGUGAGCGUGCGGGUGUCUAUCCAAGGAUACUAAGGGACCUAUCGCCGGGGGGGACGAGGCGACCUACAAGAUGCGCGAGAACCUGCGAAGGGAACCGCGGAGCUCGAAAGCCACGUUGUCAGAUUUCUC
Vitrella brassicaformis is the source of this 3517-nucleotide messenger RNA. The record is from the annotation of a GenBank genome assembly. Lineage: Eukaryota; Vitrellaceae.